This is a messenger RNA of Trypanosoma cruzi, 2277 nucleotides long. Its product is annotated as oxysterol-binding protein, putative. Gene Ontology annotation, cellular component: membrane; intracellular membrane-bounded organelle; cytosol. Lineage: Eukaryota; Euglenozoa; Kinetoplastea; Trypanosomatida; Trypanosomatidae. The coding region runs from base 1 to 2277 and encodes 758 amino acids. Gene Ontology annotation, molecular function: sterol binding. The transcript has a single exon. The record is from RefSeq and is a predicted model, not a curated record.
AUGGCGAAAACCAGUCGGCAUCGGAUAGUUAUAUUUCCUUUCUGGGUCUUUAACACGGCUUUGAUGUUUAUGAUGAUGGUGGGGCUGCUUGUAGCAAUGGCUUUGGUACCGGAGAGUAUCUCUGGAGUAAGACAUGCUAACUUAUACGUGAUUGGCGCAAUAAUGACAGCUGAAGUGGCCGCUUUUGUUUGUUUUCAGCAUUUUAUGUUUUUUUCACGUGUGAAGGAAUUGUCGAGAAUUCUCAUGGAGGAUCCAGUCAUUACGGUAGGUGAUUUAUUGUUUAUGGAGUAUAUUCGGUCUAUUCCUGCGAUGGGCAUCGAGGAGGUUGUUUCCCUGAAGACUGCCAUUGAGCAAAUGUUCUUUGCGUUAUCCAAUCUUUGGCGUGAUCAAGGAUUAUUGUCGGUUUUGAAAAGUAAUGGCAGCUCUGCGGCUGCAGGAGGAGACAAGAAUGCGUUCAUGUGUCUUGCGACCUGCACCGCUGCCUUCAAAGCUGCCACCGCAGAAGGCGGUUCCUACGACGAGUACGUGGAGCCGAAUCUCAGUAGCUUUUCAGUGGAGGAUUAUCUUCUUAGCCGACAGUAUCACUACAAACAGAGGCUGCGGCCCACAAGACAGUCACCGUGCGAUGUAGUCGUGCGGGCUUCGCCUUUAAAGCGAGGUCUGUUCCACAAUUUUUCCCGUUGUGAUAGCACGGUGGCAUCUCCAACUAUCGAGGCGGAUUUCUGCACGGUCUGUUCAUCAUUGGGGGAUGAGGUGGAGGCCAUAGCGAUUGAACAAAGUUCUUCAACGCGGCAUUUAAGCUACCAGAGUUCCCUUCCCGAGCCAUUGUCAAUUAGUGAGGAGGAGAGCAUGCUGCCAAAGGAUGAGGACAACAUGCACACUUAUUGCGGUGCUUCCAAUCGACAGUUUGUACCGGCACUUUCCGCUGAGGAUCGUGCCCUUUGCGAUCCCCUGGAUGACAACAGCAACAACUCGUUUGAGGUGUUGACAAGAUAUUUGCAUCUUGAGGGGGCUAUUAUUUUCCAAGUUUUGAAAACCAUCAGGGUUGGGCGUUCGCUCAGUUCUGUCACAUUGCCGGUGCAUAUCCUUGAGAGUCGCUCGCUUUUGGAAAUGAUUUCCGACAUGUUUCUUGCGUGGGAUAUUUUAAUGCCACUGGCGUUAGGGGAGGUACAUCAUCCCGUGGACCGUAUGCGGAUACUGCUGCGGUGGUUUUUCUCCGCUUAUAAUUGGCGACCAAAAGGGGCGGCAAAGAAACCGUAUAAUCCAAUCCUUGGUGAGGUGUUUCGCUGCAAGUGCCCUGCACCACUGCCAGUGAGUUCACCAGCGUCGUUAUUAUCAUUCCCGCCUUCACGAGAGCGCUUCUCACAGGCGCACGACACCUGUCCAGAGAUGAAUCCUAAACGUAGUAUCGACUGCAUGCAUUUUCUCGCGGAGCAGGUCUGUCAUCGACCUCCUGUAAGUGCUUUUUACGCCGAAUUGCCCGACUUGAUUGUUGCCGAAGGCGUCUUUGUCCCUCAUAGCAAACUCGUUUCUUUGAACUGUGUGGCAAGCCUCAGCUGUUCCUCUGUACUGGUGCGAUUUCCAAAGACGGGGUGGUCUUUCCGCUUUUCACUGCCCCACGCGUAUGCCUCUGGCGUCGUUGCGGGCACCCCACGGCUUGAGCUUGGUGGUGUUGUUCGCCUGGAGGACUGCCAAUCCCUCGCGCAUGUCAUGGUAGAUUUCCGUCGAAAAGGUUUUUUUAGUGGAAAACAUGACGAAGUUGUUGCGAAGAUCAGCACAGAGGACGGUAAAGAAAUUGCAGAAGAGUACGUGGGACUUUGGAAUGGUCCCAUUUACUCCCGAGGCACAGGAAAGGGAGUCGAUGUGGGUAAAAAACGGCAAAAUCAUCACCUACGACCACAAGAGGGAGAUGGGAAAGAGUUGUUGUUUGAUGCAGAGAUAUUUCAACAGCAGCGUGGCAUGCCUUGUUGCCGACCGUAUGCGUAUCCACUGCAUGCCGGCAACGAUGAUCAUCCGUACCCAAAGCAGAGUCGGGCGGUGUGGAAAGAAUUAACGGCAGCUAUUCGUCAAGGAGACGUGGAGGCAGCAUCCAAUGCCAAGAAAAUUGUUGAAGAGGCUCAGCGUGCAGAACGACGUCAAUUAGAAGCAGAAGGUCGGGUUUAUACCCCAAAGUUUUUUGAGUUUAUUGGUGCAGGAAAGCUUUCAGAUGGAAAUGAGGAGACGUUAUCGAGACAAGAGAAUUGGCGUUUCACUGCACGGGAUAUGUUGCUGAAUUGA